This is a messenger RNA of Anneissia japonica, 2415 nucleotides long. RefSeq lists its product as uncharacterized. The coding region runs from base 268 to 1008 and encodes 246 amino acids. NCBI's taxonomy places the organism in Eukaryota, Metazoa, Echinodermata, Crinoidea, Comatulida, Comatulidae. The transcript has 5 exons. The record is from RefSeq and is a predicted model, not a curated record.
GGCUGCGACAUUACACCCGGAAGAGAAAAAAUGUCCUAAAGAUUGACGAUUACAUAUUUUGAUUAGGCCUAGGAUACUAUGACGAACGAAAACGUACUUCACGAAGAACAAACCAGAUUCUAGUUUAGUCCUAUAUUAAGUAGGUUUGGUGCAUCACUGAGAAAACAUUUGGUUUUACUACAAACAAAACAAAUACGGUAGUCUUGCUGCCACAGGGCAGGGACAGCGUGGAAUACUGUAGUUCAAGUGUUUCCAACCCCUUCCAAGAUGACUUCAUUCCAAAUUUGCAUUAUUUAUAUAUUUGCCUUUAGUUUGUACCAAGCUACUGAUGCCCAGGUACAGGACUCACCGACUGAUGAUACUGCAUACACAACACUAAAUUUCACAAAAUCAUUUCUUGAGCAACUGUUUAGUUUGACAUACCUUCCGAGUAAUAGUUUAGACUAUAAUAACAAUGACUACCAGUUACCUAAAAUGUCUGAGCCGACAGUUGAUGAGUAUGAUCCACUCGCUUUGACACAAGAUAGUAGGUAUCCAAUUCCAACAAAAUCCAUAAACCUGCAGCCAACAUUAGAUCCAAACAGUAACUGGAACGAAUGGAAUGAGAGCAAUAAAAGUAAUCUAAUAACAAGCACAAUGAUAGCUGUUGCCAUUGCUCUAAUCGUUCUCAUCAAGUUAACUUUGAUUGCUCUGUUGGUCAAACGAGGGCGGCGUCUACAAAGAAUUAGUGUGAUUUCCUCAAAUCAAACAAGUAUUCCAAGUGAGUUUGAAAACGACAGCGCUCAUUUAGUCACACCAGCAACCAUCAUGUAUGUUGAACCGCAAGACCUGUACAAUGGCAAUGGUGUACCAUCUAUACCAUGCUCUUCAGGAACACCAGGCCUAGCGUUGAUGACACCACCACCAUACAGUGAGGCGUCUCUUGAGAUUUCCUCUUGCCUGCAGCAGGUAGAGGCACCAAAGGAUGACUACCCACCCCCUGCCUAUCAAGAAUCGGAACAUGCCUAGCCAGAAGGGGAGAAAUGUACCCUUUCUAUCACACCAUUAAUCUCUUUAUACUGUACUUCAGUUGAUUAUAUUUUCUUUCUAAUAUCACUAAUUAUUAUUUUUAUGAUUAUCAUCAUCAGAUUUUUAAUACUUACUGCCACGUUUUGUUCCACUAUCAGUGGAUCAUCAUCGGGCAAUGAAGCUGGGAGCUAGAUGUUGUUAGUGAUGCUAUUCAGGCUUUAAUAGCGCCCUCUCCCAGCUGUCCUGUCAGGAGGUGCCAUUGGCUCUCUCACAUGUAUGACUCAAUCCCAGCUCCAAAAAAUCCAGGGGCCACUGAUAGUGGAACAAACGUAGCAGUACGUAUACUUCUACUUGGUUUUAAAUUAAUAAUUCUACAAUCAAUAUCAUCAUGAUUGGUUCACAUUGGUACCAUAAUGAAGUUCUGUAUCCAACUGCCAGUGUCUUAAGUUGGUAGAAGCCACUUAAUAACUUUCUUAAUGUUCAGGGGGUGUCUCUUGCAAUUCCUGCAAUUGACUUGUAGUUCUAUUGUACUUAACCAUUUCAAGAUAGACACAUUGCAAACAAAACAUUAGAAUACAAACAGGGUUUGCAGAUUGUUUAGUAACAUUAUGCAAAGAAUCUUUUAAUACUUGUAUGGUGAAAGAAAAUCUAUAUAAAUAUGUAAAAUAAAAACUUUUGCAAAACACCUUGCAGUUAACAAUGCAAUUACAGUAUAAGGGUAUACUGUCCAGGUGUAGCUAAAAGCAUUCAGAGUUCUUACAAUGUACAUAUACAAGUAAUUUAUAAUACGUGAACAAUACUUUUCCUACAUCCCUUUUCUUAUUACGAAGGUAAAACUUUAUUGUUGCCCUGGAAAGUGUGCACAAUCCAACUAACAUUUUCUUCAAUAUUUAUUACAUAUUUUUAUUGGUAUACUUGAUUGGUAUGCUGUAAAUUUUAUUUGUUCUUGUGUAAUAUUAAACACUAUUGUUAAUGACCAACCAAGUUGUUUAUUUUAGGGGUUUGAAGUGCAUUUUUACAACUUAUAUUUUAAUGUUUUCUUUGAUUAAGUCUGGAUGUUAGCAUCAGAGAUCAUGUAGAUAUUGUCAAUCAUUUAAAAAUAUUGGGGCAGAUUUUCAACCAUGCAAAAUGCAUGGUUUUUUUUAUGUGUUCUCUAGUAUAAUGUAUAAGCAUUAUGCAUGUGAUGCAGAAAACGUUCUCUACUUAAUAGAAACUGGGUUUUGUAGUUUUGUUACUCAGCUGGGCUUGGCAAGAUUUUCGAAAACAGUACGAGAGAAAGAGAGAGCAAAUGCUCUGAUUAUUGUCAAUAUCUGUUAUUUGUAGAGAAUUAAAAGUAACUAUUUUAUAAUAAAAUGACUGUAUUUAUUAUUUGGAAUUUAAAUUGAUUUAGAAUCAUGAAAUACAGAA